Empidonax traillii (willow flycatcher) is the source of this 1383-nucleotide messenger RNA. It is a transcript of the gene SLC6A5, whose product is annotated as solute carrier family 6 member 5. The record is from RefSeq and is a predicted model, not a curated record. Gene Ontology annotation, molecular function: glycine:sodium symporter activity. The annotation marks the transcript as partial. Lineage: Eukaryota; Metazoa; Chordata; Aves; Passeriformes; Tyrannidae. Gene Ontology annotation, biological process: synaptic transmission, glycinergic; glycine import across plasma membrane; sodium ion transmembrane transport. The transcript has 9 exons. Gene Ontology annotation, cellular component: membrane.
GUGGUGUAUUUCACAGCUACAUUCCCCUACGUAGUUCUCAUCAUCCUUCUCAUAAGAGGAGUAACUCUCCCUGGAGCUGGAGAUGGAAUCUGGUACUUCAUCACGCCAAAGUGGGAGAAGCUGAUUGAUGCCAUGGUUUGGAAGGAUGCUGCCACUCAGAUUUUCUUCUCCUUAUCUGCAGCAUGGGGAGGUCUGAUUACCCUCUCUUCUUACAACAAAUUCCAUAAUAAUUGCUACAGGGACACACUGAUAGUCACAUGUACCAACAGUGCCACAAGUAUAUUUGCAGGUUUUGUCAUCUUCUCAGUUAUUGGCUUCAUGGCAAAUGAACUCAAAGUGAAUAUUGAAGCUGUGGCAGACCAAGGUCCCGGAAUUGCAUUUGUGGUUUACCCAGAAGCCUUAACGAGGCUUCCCCUCUCUCCCUUCUGGGCCAUAAUAUUCUUUUUGAUGCUUCUAACUCUUGGAUUAGACACCAUGUUUGCCACCAUCGAGACGAUCGUGACCUCCGUGUCGGAUGAGUUCCCCAAGUACCUGCGAACGCACAAGGCGCUGUUCACUCUGGGGUGCUGCGUGUCCUUUUUCAUCAUGGGAUUCCCUAUGAUCACUCAGGGUGGAAUGUACAUGCUACAGCUCGUGGACACUUAUGCAGCUUCUUACUCUCUUGUCAUUAUUGCCAUCUUCGAGCUUGUUGGAGUUUCCUAUAUCUACGGACUGCAAAGAUUCUGUGAAGAUAUAGAAAUGAUGAUUGGAUUCCAGCCAAGUAAAUUCUGGAGAGUCUGCUGGGCAUUUGUGACCCCGACUAUUUUAACAUUCAUCCUCUGCUUCAGCUUUUACCAGUGGGAGCCGAUGACUUACGGAGCUUACCACUACCCCGGCUGGUCCAUGGUGCUCGGGUGGCUGAUGCUGGCCUGCUCAGUCAUCUGGAUCCCGGUUAUGUUCGUGAUAAAAAUGCAUCUGGCCCCAGGCAGAUUCAUCGAGCGACUCAAGCUGGUGUGCUCCCCACAGCCUGACUGGGGCCCGUUUUUGGCCAAGCACCGAGGUGAACGUUACAUGAACAUGAUUGAUCCACUGGGAACCUCCUCCCUGGGACUUAAACUGCCAGUGAAGGAUAUGGAACUGGGGACACAAUGCUAAUGAUUUGUUACUAAGGGGUGGCAAUAACAUUGUCAGCCUUUUCUGAUAUUUUUUUUUUUUUUUCCAUUUUGUUUCCCCCACUGUUUCUUCUUUCCUUUUCCACAGUGCCAGGAAGUGGUUGCUUAGGAAAGUAGGAUUUACUGUUGCAUGCCAUAGGGAAGACCUAGCUAGACCACUUCCAGGUGCAGCUGAUGCCCGUGACAUGUUCUGUACCCAGUGAAACAGCUACAGGUGACAAACCAGGUGACA